CAUCACUGGCGCAUGCGGCGUCUUGGAAUGCGGCAAUGCUGCCGCUCACCGGCGGCAUUUCUAGAAUCUCCUUCCUCAAGAAUCUCGGCGGCUGCGAUUCCAGCGAUCUCUCAUGGAGCGCGAGCAAUCGCAGCAGACUUUGCAUCGCUCGGUGCGGCGCUGCCUCGCGAGUCAUCGAGCCAUCGGCGGCGGCGCAAAUUCCCAACGCGCCUCCUCCGAGAGCUCCUCCUCUGAUCCAACGCUACACCAUAUCAGUGUUUGUGGGCGACGAGAGUGGAAUGAUCAAUCGAAUCGCUGGAGUUUUCUCACGUCGGGGAUACAAUAUAGAGUCUCUGGCAGUGGGACUUAACCGCGACAAGGCACUCUUUACGAUCGUUGUCUCUGGGACCGAUCGUGUUCUGCAGCAAGUGAUGAAGCAGCUAUAUAAGCUUGUUAAUGUCCGAAAGGUUGAGGAUUUGUCGAAGAAACCAAGAGUAGAACGAGAACUCAUGUUGUUAAAAGUAAACGUUCCUGCUGCUCAAAGAACCGAGGUGCUUGGUCUUGUCGAUAUCUUCCGAGCGCGAGUAGUAGAUGUGGCCGAGGAUUCUCUAACUCUGGAGGUGACAGGAGAUGCUGGCAAGCUAGCCUCUCUAGAACGAAGAAUGACCAAGUUUGGGAUCAAAGAGCUCGCAAGAACUGGAAAGAUAUCUUUGCUCCGAGACAAGUCGGAAGAGGUGGUGGCACCCCCAAUUCUACCGCAAGCGACGAGUGUGAGCUCGCUUACCAAAGUGUCCGAUUUGGAAAAGCAGGCAUCUGAGAAAGUUGUGACACACAUUCCCGUGACAAGCUCAAGCGCAGAGGGUGAUGUUUACGCUGUUGAGUCUGAUGACGAGGGCGUUUGGUCUCACCAAGUUUUAGAUCCUGAUUGGGGAGACGUUGAAGCGGCAGAACCGAAUGGUUAUAUGUCGCACACGUUAUCAAUGGUGGUGAACGAUGCUCCUGGAGUUUUGAAUCGUGUGACUGGUGUGUUUGCCAGACGGGGUUAUAACAUCCAGAGCCUGGCUGUUGGCUUGUCCGAAAGGCAAGGCAUCUCGCGCAUCACGACCGUGGUACCUGGCACAGACGAGUCCAUUCGAAAGCUUCUUCAUCAACUUUCCAAGCUCAUCGAUGUUGUUCAGGUCCAAGACAUCACGCAUUUACCAUUUGCACAACGAGAGCUAAUGCUGAUAAAAAUCUCGGCUUUGCCAUCCGCGCGGCGCGAUAUACUCGACAUAGCCAACGUUUUCCGUGCCAAAAUAGUGGAUUUAUCGAAUCGAAGCAUCACACUAGAGUUGACGGGAGAUCUCGAGAAAAUGGCUGCUCUUCAGCACUUGCUAGAGCCUUAUGGAAUCCUCGAGGUUGCGAGAACUGGUCGAUUAGCUCUGGUUCGUGACUCUGGAGUCGACACUAAACUCUUGGGACAAUUGCAACCAUUGCAAGCUUCGUAUUGAUUUUCCAAGUCGGUUUCCAAAAUUUGUGUACCACUCUUUCGAGUCAGGACUAGCUUUCCAUCGCUUUGGAUUCCUGCUCCACGGAGACUUUCACCUUCAUCUUCUCCUUGGGGAGAGUCAAGCUUGGCUCCUCUAGCAGCGCUGUUGGAGCCUUGACGAGGUGAAUUCCUUGCUGGAGCUCAGCUAGAUCUUCCCUGCGUUGUUGGGUCUUCUUGCCUCUCAUCCUGUUAGCGAGAGUUCUCAGUCCUGGAUGAUGAGAAAAA
Messenger RNA from Selaginella moellendorffii, 1732 nucleotides. Its product is annotated as acetolactate synthase small subunit 2, chloroplastic. The coding region runs from base 36 to 1469 and encodes 477 amino acids. The record is from RefSeq and is a predicted model, not a curated record. NCBI's taxonomy places the organism in Eukaryota, Viridiplantae, Streptophyta, Lycopodiopsida, Selaginellales, Selaginellaceae. Gene Ontology annotation, cellular component: cytosol. Gene Ontology annotation, biological process: L-valine biosynthetic process. Gene Ontology annotation, molecular function: acetolactate synthase regulator activity; acetolactate synthase activity. The transcript has 12 exons.